Misgurnus anguillicaudatus (oriental weatherfish) is the source of this 4501-nucleotide messenger RNA. NCBI's taxonomy places the organism in Eukaryota, Metazoa, Chordata, Actinopteri, Cypriniformes, Cobitidae. The record is from RefSeq and is a predicted model, not a curated record.
AACAGUGUUACCGCCACCGGAAGGACGUUCACUGUGGGGAGGGGAGAAAAUCUGAACACUCUCUUAGUUCAGGACACACGCUAUGGUUUUACCGAGGAGAAAUACCCAAAUCACGGCUAGCGAGCAGAUUUUUGAGGGUUAAUUGCUGGUCAGUGUAUUUACCGCUGACCCGACGAGCUUACACGAAAACUAUGCAGGCGGCAGAACGAAUGUUAGCGCUGUAAAUAUUGCAGAAUGAAGAAUGAGGCAAAUAAGUUACUGCUAACAGUCUCCUGACAGACUGACAGUUUGCUUAACAACAUAUAAGUUAGAUUAACAACCACGAGUGUCUGAGUUGUUGCAUAUCCAGCAAGUGUUUAGUUGCGUUGAAUGGCCAUGACGACCAGCGCAGAGCGGAAGUUUAUUAAUCUGCGCAAGCGUUUGGAUCAGCUGGGUUACAGACAGCCACUGGCCAUUGAGUCCCUGCCAUUGGUCGAGAAACUUUUCAGUGACCUGGUCCACACCACAGAGAGUUUAAGGAAUGCCAAGCUUGCUGCAGGUAAGACGGAAAAGGAGAGCCGGAAUCUGGAUACAAUUUUGGAGCCGCAUAAAGCUGAUAAUGCCCGACUGGUCAAAGAGAACAAUGAGCUGCAUCUUGGGCUUCUGAAACUGAAAGAGGAGAAGGAUCGGAUCACCAGAGAUCUGAAGGCAUAUAUCAGAAAACUAGACCAUGAAACCUCAGAUCUGAAAUUCCUCAAUAAUCAGUAUGUGCACAAAGUUCGGUCCCUCGAGAAAGACAGCCAAGCCAAGACGGAGCGUAUCUUGCAGCUGCAGGAGAAGAACAUGCAAGCUGUUGUUCAAACGCCAGGCGGGAAGAAGCGAUCAGUCCCAUUCAGACGUCAGCGGAUGCAGAUAGAUGAACUCCUCCCACUUUGUGGCCCCACCCCUCCAUCUGUGGGACAGCCAGAUGAUCCGUACAUUGCUGACCUUCUGCAGGUUGCUGAUGACAGGAUCCAGGAGCUCCAGAAUGAAGUGGCACAACUGAAGCUUGACCUGGAAAGAGCGCAGGCUGGAAUUAAGCAUCUUAACAAUCAGGUGGAAGAGCGCGACAAAGAGAUUGAACGUCUAAAUCGAGCUCUGGAUGGGGGUCGACCUAACGAUGUCAUCUCUCUGGAGGCUCAAAACAUCAGCAAUGAAAAGCUAAUUGCUCAUCUAAACCUACAGAUUGAGUACCUACAAGAGACAAACAGAUCCCUGGAAGAGAGAGUUGAAACGCUGCAGCAGAGAAAGAAGACCGUGUCCAGUGAGGUGGCCGAUCUGAGUGUACGAAAUCAAGAGCUAUGCCAGGAACUCACGCAGAUAGAUCAACUUGCCCAGCAGCUGGAGAAAGACAAAGAGAUGGUACUGGAGACUGCUGACAUGGAGCUCCAAGAGGCCAAGAAAGAGAUUCAGCGUCAACAGCGGGAGAUAGGGAAGCUGGAGGAUGUCAUCUCUACAUUAAGACGGGAUAUGGCCGAUGGAGAUCAUGAAAAAGACCGGCUUAGGGAUCAGCUGCUUGAACUUCAAGAACAGAAUGAGAAGAUGGAGGGACUCGUGAACUUUCUGGAGGAGGAGAAGAAGAGACUUCAGGACAAAGCAGAAAAGAUGACGCAGGCUGAUAAGGAAAUGGUUAUGGAACUGGAGCGAAUGCGUGUGACGCAUGGGAUGUGUGGCAAAGAUCCUUCUCCUUCCCGUCUGGAUGCUUUUGUGAAAAGUUUAGAGGAGGAAAGAGAUUACUACAGACAAGAGAUGGAGCGAUACCAUUCUGUUAAGGGGAGAGCAAACAAAAGCUCCACCCCUAGUCCAGGAAGGGGGAGGAGCCCCAGAGGUAGAAGCAGCUGGCAUGGAAAGAGAAAUUUUGCUGAUGCAGAGCUCACACGGGCAGUAAAGGAGAGGGAUGAGCUGCAGUCAGUGCUGCUGGGCUUUGAGAAACACAUGGAGGACAUUCAGACUCGAGUUAAACUACUGACUGCAGAGAGAGACCAGCUCAGCACUCAGUACCAGCAGGCUCAGGAGGAGCUGAGACGUUUCCGUAUGGAUCUUGAGUCAUCUGAACUCCAGAGCAGGAUCAGAGAUGACAGAAUACAGACUGAAGCUGAACUCCAGAGAAUAACUGCAGAGAGAGACGUGCUCAGAGACAGACUCAAGGUUGCCCAGACUACAGCUUUGACAGACAGAGAACAGGAGGAUAUAAGAAUUCUUGACCUGGAAAACACCAUUCAGAGGUUGGAGCGAGAGAAGGCUGAUCUCCGCACUCAGGUCUCUGUGUUAAAGGAGAGUCGUGAUGCUGUUGAAAGAGAGCUGAAAGCUCAGUCUACAGUCAUGGUGCAGAAUAUAGAAGAGGCCGCGCAGCAAAGAGCAGAGAGCAAUGCACUGAGAUUGCUGCAGGAGCAGAUGGAACAGUCGCUGUCAGAUGUUCAACACAGAUUAUCUGUGAAAACCAAUGAACUACAAGCAGCCCACCAACAGAUUGACAAACUAGAGGAGAAAAUUGCUGAUUUCAGUAGACACGGUUCAUCUCAAAAGGAUGAGGUUUCAGCUCUGCAGUGUGCAAUAGCAUCACUAGACCGAGAGAAAGAUGCUCUGCAGGAUGCAGUAGACCAGAAGACUGAGAGUAUGGUGUUGCUGAAGGAAGAGAUCAACAGGAAGGAAAAGACUCUAUCAGAAGUCCGGCUAACCGUCACAGACUUGGAGAACUCUCUAGAUCAGCUUAAGAUGGCACUAAGCAGUCGCGAGCGGGAAAUCGCUAGCCUGCGCAGACAGCUGGACCAGUCGCAGGAGGAGCUCUCAUCCAUCAGUCGAGACCGAGAGGUCGCGCUGAGAGAAAACCGCAGAUUACAGGAUGAUCUGGCAACCAUGACCAGAGAAAACCAGGCGGUGCACGCAGAGAUGCAGGACUCUCUGAAUGAGAGGGAUGAACUGAAGCUCAGAGUUCACUCGUACAUCUCUGAAGUGGCUCGCAUAGAAAGCUUAAUGGCUGCCAAGGAACAGGAGAACAGGGAGAUGUUGGAGCGUUUCCGGAGCAUCCACUCUGAAACGGAGGACAAGGAAGUGAAGCUGCAGCAAGCUGAAGGACUAAACAACUCCAUCAGGCUGGAGCUCCUCUCGUCUGAUACAGAACGCAGACACCUGAGGGAGAGAGUCUCUCUGCAGGACAGAGAGAUACAGGAGCACUUGAACGCUAUGCAAGCAUAUGAAGCUCACGUAUCAUCGCUGGCAAGGGCGAUGUCACGUUUAGAAGAGGAGGUCCAGGCGGCUCGAGCCGAGAAAGCCUCGGUGUUAGAAGAUCUGGCUUCUGUCAGGGAACUGUGCGUUAAGCUCGACUCUAGCAAAGAGGUCACGGUUAGGCAGCUAACAGCUAAAAGCAUGGAGUUGGAGAGGGUGACUGGUGAACUGGAGGAUGUGCGCUCCGAGGUGGAGUUUUUGAAAAAACAACUGGCCAGCGAGCGGCUGUCGGUACGCAAUCUUGAGGCGCUACUCUCCACCAAUCGUCAGAAGGAGUUUAAGACGCACCUGAGCGCCAGCGAGAAAGAUUCUGAGCUUAAAGUGCUCAGGGACCGGCUCGCUCUUGCAGACAGCAAAACAGCUGGUCAUGUUAAAGAGGUUUCUCAGCUGCGUGGUAAAGUGUCUCAACUACAGACAGAAAUGGAUGUCCUGAAGAGACAGCUAACCACUGAACGCUUUGAAAGGGAGCGAGCUGUGCAGGAAAUGCGCAGACAAGGCAUGUCUUUCUCCUCUCUUCGUAGCUCCUCCCCUCUCAGCACCUCACUCAGCCCCCGACCUGUUUCCCCUGAGCGCUCCAUCAUCCGCACACCAGAACGCUCCAUAGAAAAAAUCCCAGAAAAAAGUGUAAGCUUUAAGGAUUAGGAGAGUUGUGUUGAAGACACAUUUGGCCCCAUUACUCUGUACUUACAGUACUUCAGAAGAGCAGCCUGACAUCUGUAGUGACAUUAAGACGUUAUCAAGGCAUAACAUGAAUUUCUUUGUUUCCUGGGAACGCUUGUGUCGGACCUUUUCACGCACUUAAAAGGGAAGUACUUCUGUACAGGGUAAAAUUAUGUUCCCAGUGCCAAUAUUUACAUCAGCAUUGUUUGUCUAUUUAUAUGUUUUUAAUAACUCAUGCAAGAAAUUGUAUUGUUAUCGUUGUUGCAUAAUACAUGUUUGUAUGUUAUUGUUUUUUACAUAAUGAAAAACCAGGCAGCAUGUAGUACUUCAUGUAUUAAUGUUUUAUAUUCACAAGGCAGACCUUUUUUAACAUGUUAGUCUAAUAUAAUGUAAAUAUUUCAAAACACGACUGAAGUGAAAAAUUGAAAUGGGUUGGCAAUGAAACGGGCAUUGAAGUUUUGAGAAGUUGAUGUGACCAUGUUACUCAGGGCUGCAACCACAUGCCAUCCAAACCUGUGCUUUAAAUGUUUACAUAUUUAUAGGUUUUUUUUUGUGUGUCAACUGAUUAACUUGUGAAUAAACAUAGUUUGUAAUACGA